AUGGCGCUGUCCAUGGUCCGCAACGAGACGAGCAAGUGGGAGGUGGUGAAGCCCAAGAGGGGUGCGGACAAGAAGCGGAAGGACGGCCCCCAGGCGGCCGUCCAGCCGGCGCAGGCGGCCGCCCGGGGCGCCGGGAACGCCGGGGAGAAGGGGCCGUUCUCCGCGUUCGACGCGCUGCACGCGGACACGGACGCCCGGCGCAGGGAGGGGUCCAAUGGCAGCAGCCCGCGCAGCUUGCCGGCGCCCGAGACGCCGCCUCGCCCCGAGCAGGCGCCGCAGUCCAUGGGGAAGAAGAAGGACAAGAAGAAGAAGCAGCAGGCGGCUAAGGAACUGCCCCCCAAGGCCCAGCCAGCUGCUCCAUCGCCUGGUUUGUCUGUGCAAAACCUGAAGACAAUUCUGAAGGAUGUGGCUAUGGCGUACCCUGAUAAUGAAGCUGCCCAGGUCCAAUACGUGGCGGACAAGUUUCUGGCUGCCUUCAAGGAUAAAUCGCUGCCCUUCCCUGCAGAGAUCUAUUUGAAGCCCAUCGAUGAGACUGUGUCCAUGUUCGACAGCCUGUUGUCUGCCAAGAUGACAGCUGAGCUGGACAAGUUUCUCAGGUCGAAGUCCAUCGAUGCCCUUGUGGAGAGCUUAACUGCUUUCUGCAGAGCGCUGUUUGACUGCGCUUCAGGCCCAAAGGCUCAGCUGAAGGGCCACGCGGGGUUGGUGGUCAUGAUUGUGGCGAUGGCAAGAUCGGUGCCUCUUGCUGUUGUUCGGUGCUGUGACGUUUUUGUUACUGAGGGUGCAAGAUUUGCAGCCCCCAACAAGCUGCCACUGCUGGUGUGGGUGUUUGCCCAAGCAGAAAGGGGGGCAUCUGGAUCCCUACUGGCGCUGUGGCUGCAGGCCAUCCUCCCUCAGCUGCUGGAAGCAGAUCAGGGAAAGGGCAAAAAGGGGAAGGGCAAGGCAGGGCAGCAGGCACAUGUUCUUGAACCCACAAGCUACACUGUUGUGGCAGACUGCCUCAGGCGAGGCCUCAAUGGCGGAAGUGGUUCUGGGAUGUCAACACAGAUUAAAGAGGCAGCGAAAGAUGGGCUCAGUGCCAAGUGUGGUGGGACUCAGGUGAAUGAGCCUGUGGUGUCCCUCAGGUCCUUGGACCAGGUUCAGUGUGCAAUCCACCUGCAGCAUGCACGCUUGCCAGUGCAGGUGGUGACUCAACUGCAGGAUGUCUACCCUGCGAUGCGAUCCAUCGCGCUGUCAUGUGCAUCGCAGAAGUCGCUGCAUGGGUUUUUGAAGUCGUCACUGGAGUACGCAGCCAAGUCUGAGGGCGGAUACCUGGGCAGGGGCGAUAGCAUAGUUGAGGAGGCAGUGGAGAAUGUAAUCACCUGCCUGUCCCGGGACCCCGAGUGCUUCGAUGUGUGGACAACAAAGCACAGGGGCCAGAUCAGGGGAAGCUGCAGGGUCCUGCAGCACCUGUUGCAUGCCGAGCCAGCAUCGUUUCGGAACCUUUUAUCCUCUCCAGCAAACAGGGACCGCUUUAUGAAAAUGGUGAAGAAGCUGCAAGACCGGCAUGGUUUCCUUCUUGCCCAAGGGAAGGGUUGGCAGGGAGCCUGUGCCCGUGGUGCCCACGAGGCCUGCAAGAGCUUCCUGGGGAAGAGCAAGGGAGGCGCCUCCAAGGGGCUCAGCAGCGUCUCUCCCAAGAUGCUGUUUGUGAUUGCUGCGUGCAUUGGCCUGGGGGCUGCCUUUGUGGCGACCAAGUGGGACGACAUAGUUUUUGCGACGCACGAGUUUUUGGGGACGGAGCAAGGGAAGGUGGUUCUGGAGAUGUGGGAGAGAGUGGAGAGGGCUGCCAGGGAGGCAGCAGGCUCAGAGCAGGGGCAGUGGGUGCUGGGCAAGGUGGAGGUGGUGGCGGGGCUGGCUUCAGAGUGGUUUGAACAGGCCAAAGAAGUGGCCUUUGGCCUUGGGAAUAGCCAGAAGGCCUCUUAG
Ostreobium quekettii is the source of this 1959-nucleotide messenger RNA. The record is from the annotation of a GenBank genome assembly. Lineage: Eukaryota; Viridiplantae; Chlorophyta; Ulvophyceae; Bryopsidales; Ostreobiaceae.